Messenger RNA from Ostertagia ostertagi, 237 nucleotides. Lineage: Eukaryota; Metazoa; Nematoda; Chromadorea; Rhabditida; Trichostrongylidae. The record is from the annotation of a GenBank genome assembly.
AUGUCGUUCACUGCCUUUAAAUUCCCAGCUGACAGUAUAAGCCCAGUUUCAAGCACAGAGAGUCCAGGGUUACUCUCUGACGAGUUUCCUGCCAAAGGUAGACCACGAUACAUGCGACGACGUUGGCUCGACUCGGAGCUGGAAGACAUAAGAGUUACUGUUUUGCAAGUCUAUGCACCGACAGCAGAUAGCGAUGAAGAACAACACGAUGACUUUUACGAACAAUUAGCUGAACUU